Molecule: messenger RNA, 7629 nt
Organism: Oncorhynchus kisutch (coho salmon)
Lineage: Eukaryota; Metazoa; Chordata; Actinopteri; Salmoniformes; Salmonidae
Gene: mrtfba
Product: myocardin related transcription factor Ba
Exons: 12
Coding region: 26-3073 (1015 amino acids)
Biological process (GO): positive regulation of transcription by RNA polymerase II; smooth muscle cell differentiation
Cellular component (GO): nucleus
Molecular function (GO): transcription coactivator activity
Source: RefSeq, a predicted model, not a curated record
CCCCCCCCCCCCCCCCCCCGUGGAGAUGGAGCCCCAGGGGCUGCCCAGAGCAGAGGGGGAUUAUGAGAUGUUGGGUCUGCUGGUGCCCAGCCCCCAGAGUGAGGCGGUCACCCAUGAGCUGGAGGAGCUGACCCUACAGCCCAGCAACAACCUGCCCCCCCUCAACGAACGCAAGAACGUCCUUCAGCUGAGGCUACAGCAGAGACGCACCCGUGAGCAGCUGGUAGACCAGGGCAUCAUGCCUCCUCUAAAGAGCCCAGCGGCAUUUCAUGAGCAGAUACGCAGCCUGGAGAGAGCCAGGACUGAAAACUUCCUGAAACACAAGAUCCGCAGCCGACCAGAGAGAUCUGAACUGGUCAGAAUGCACAUCCUUAAGGAGACUGGGGCAGAGCCCUCCCUGCAGGCCACCCAGAUGAAGCUGAAGAGGGCCAGGCUGGCUGACGACCUGAAUGAGAAGCUGGCCCAGCGCCCCGGCCCCAUGGAACUGGUAGAAAAGAACAUUCUGCCUGUAGAACCCAGCGUCAAGGAGGCCAUCAUUGUAAACUACCCCAAAGCGCUGGACACGUACGGGUUUGAUGAGGACAGCGGGGACGCCCUGUCUCCAGAGCAGCCGGCCAGCCAUGAGUCCAAGGCCUCCACACCCUCCCCUGGGGAACCUCGGGCCCUAGAGGCCCCCUGCCCACCACCGCUGCCCACAAUCACCAACAACCACACAAUCCUACAGCCCUUUCCUGUUGUCACCCAGGCAACGGCAGACUUCCUCAAAGCUCUCUCCACCCAAGAGCUGCCAGUCAGUCGCCCAGCACCCGCGUCUCAGCCUAUCAUCACUGUCGUUCCUUCAAAGCCUGGGCCCACCCUAGUGAAACAGAGCCAGCCCAAACAGCCGGGAGAGAGGAAUCGCAGUAAGAAGGGCAAGGACCCAAAGCCCCGGGUCAAGAAGUUAAAGUACCACCAGUAUGUCCCCCCAGACCAGAAACAGGAGGCCAGCGAUGCCCCCAUGGACUCAUCCUACGCCAAGAUCCUCCACCAGCAGCAACUCUUCCUCCAGCUGCAGAUCCUCAACCAACAGCAGCAGCAGCACUACAACUACCACACCAUCCUCCCAGCACCCUUAAAACCUGUAGCUGAGGGUCAGAACAGCGGUGUGAGCUGCCUGCCAACCUCUAUAGUGCUGUCCCUGCCUCCUGCCCCCCAUGUCACUGUCCCUCCUCCCACCCCUGUCCGUCCCAACAACAGCCUAUCCAACCGCAAGCCUGGCCACCUGCCUCCUAACCUGGAGGACAUGAAGGUGGCCGAGUUGAAACUGGAGCUGAAAUUGCGAAGCCUCCCUGUCUCAGGGACCAAGACUGAUCUCAUCGAGAGGCUGAAGCCCUACCAGGAGAGUCCCAGCACCCCGGCCCCUACCACAGUCCCAAACCCUGGCCCUAAAACCCUCCCCUCAGUUCCCAUAGAGGUUGGCUCAUCCCCUGCACUUCUACCUGCCCACCAGGUGGCACCAGAGAUCAUGAGCGCCACAGCCCCAGUGUCCCCAAUCCCCACAGACCUCGCCACCUUCAGAGAUGACGGAGGGAUGCCCAGGGUAUCCAAGCUCCUUUGCGACCCCCAGGGGGUGAGCCUCUGUCGGACAGGCGCGGGAAUGUCCCACCUUGGGCUGGGUGUUGUCCCGGAGGAGAAGGACCGGCGGCUCCAUGAGAAGGAACGUCAGAUCGAGGAGCUGAUGAGGAAGCUGGAGCAGGAGCAGAUGCUGGUGGAGGAGCUCAAGAUGCAGCUGGGGGUGGAGAAGACCCAGCCCCUCCAGGGACCCUCAGACCCCGUCCCCAUGAUCCAGACCUUCAACGCAGUCAAAAUGGAAGGCAGGGUCCUUCCUAACUGCUCAGCCAUGAUUAACUCAACCCUGGCCCCCCAGACUCUCCCCACUGUGAAGGUAGAGGAUGUCAUUUGUAACUCCAGACCCCAUUCCCAGCCCAAUCCGGCACCCAGUCUGCCCCAGUUUUUCAUCAGCCACCAGGGGAGAGUGUCCCAGGUUCUAGGCCAGCCUGUUUCCCAGACCCUACUCACGGCCCAGGAUGGCUCUACUCAGAUCCUCCUUCCUGUUCUCCAGGCUACGUUGUCAAAUCAGGCCCCAGGUCUGAUGCAAGCCUCCAUCUCCCAGCUGCAUACCACCAAGAUGGAGACAGCCUCCACUCAGCAGAUAACUAAUCACAACCACAUUUUGCAGACUGUUACAGUUUGUAACGGCUCUGGGAUGGUGGAGAACCAGACUAUGCCCGACAUGCCUCCCCAGUGUUUCCUGAGCAGCUCCCCAGAUAACAGGCUCUCUCCCCGUGGGGCUUCACCCAGCCACAACCUUUCCAAUGGGCCUGUUAACAAGUCCCCUUCUCCAUCCCAGCCCACCUUCAUCCUCCACCCCUCCUCCCUCGUUGCCCAGCCCCCCAAGACCAGGGAGCCCCCUCGCUACGAGGAUGCAGUUAAACAGACCCGCAACCUGCAGCAGGCCAACAACCUCACACAGGUUUCCACGGCAACCAGCCAGCAGAUGGACGACCUGUUUGACAUCCUGAUUCAGAGUGGAGAGAUCACUCCAUUCAUCCAGCAGGACCUGCCUUCUCUAAGCAAUAAGACUGUCCCUGUCACAGCCAACAUCACUACCCUCCCUGUCAACACCGCCCUGUUCAGAACCCCUCCACAGAUCCAGGUUGCUCCCCCUCCCACCCCUCCCUUCAACCCCCUGCCCCUCCCCAGCCUGGCCUCCGACAACCAGCUGGAGGCCUUCCUGGAGGGGACUCUGAACAACCCAUCCCCAACCACGGAUCCCCGCACCCUGGGUCUGAUCGAGGAGUUGCAGUCCCAGCUCCUGGAUCAACCCUACUCCCCAAUGGACACCUCAGAGCUGUCCUUCUGCGACUCCACGUCUCCCCCUUCCUCCCUCAACAUGGGCUUGUCCGACACAGUCCUGGACAACAUGGAGUGGCUGGAUCUAACCAUGCCGUCCGACCCCGCGGGGGGGCUCACACCCCUGGGGAUUCCUUCAGACUUCCUGGAUACACACGACCUGCAGCUGCACUGGGACUGAGGGAGAAGGGGAUAGAUGGAGUGAGGAAGGAAGAGGAGGAGUGGUGUAGGGAUAGAGGGACUCAAUGUAACAUGCAGACUUGGUAAGUGAGGUUAGUCCUCCUUGUGUAUUUAAAACAUAAAAAAUGUUAUGCCAUAUAAUAAGAUUAACCAGCUGGUGAUCAGGGCAGUGGAUGUUUAAUAGGAGUACUGGGACCAGAGCCAAAUGAACAAGGAGGCAGACGGUAUGUAAAUAUCCUGUAAAUGUUAGCUGUUCCCUCAGCCCUGCUGGAGUUUUUUUAUUGAAUUGGGCAAAGCUUUCACUAUACGACACCUGGCAGUCAGCCUUACGCUGUACAGCUUUCCUUGCGGUGAACACGUGGAUGUGUUAACUUAGCAUGCGUUUCACAUUGCUCAUGCUACAGGGUCUGGAUCUACAGUCAUUGCUCUGUGGAAGCAUGCUGCUGUGCCAUACAGUCAGUCUGAGAAUGUGGUUUGUUUAUUACAGAUCUGCUGUGCACAAGCCACGACAAACCGCAUAACUGACCCAAGUAAAACUGACAAGAGUACAAGGCUGUUUUACUUGUCUUUUUUUUUUUGCGACAUACCUAUAUUUGGUAUUGCAACAUACCUAUAUUUGGUAUUGCGACAUAGCUACAUAUUGUUUUGGAUGAGACUGUUUUUCCUGAACAAAACAGAUGCUAUGGUCAGUUGAACUAUUUAAGCAACUGAACUGACACUGAGAACAAAGACUCACUCCUAUUGGAUGAGGAGGAGUGGACUCCUCCCACUCUGAGCUAUGCACUAAGGAGGCGGGCCUUACACCUGCACCUCACACAAGGAAAUCUGAAUCCCAGAUAAAGAUUUUAAUGAACCGUUUAUUGAAAAAUAUGUCGAUCCACGUGUUUGUUAUCUUUGUGUACUUUCAAUUCAAGGAUUCCAAGUUGAUCCGUCUGAAAGAAAGUGGAGACUACAUUGUUGGCAGCUUUAUCUUCUGAAAGACAACUGACGUAUCAGUGGCAAGGGAACAAUUAUGCUAUCACACAGGUACACUACAUGGAGGUUAAUGUGUAUAUACUUACUGUAUGCUAGCCUGGUCCCAAGGCUGUUUGUGCUCUUGCCAACUCCAUUGCUUAUUGCCAAGCAUGUUUGACAUGACAAUGAGUGACAAGAAGUUGGCAUGAUAGUCUGAGUGCCAGUUGUUUUGUAUGCUACAAGUGUUUGUGACCUGUUUUAAUGUGGCUGCAUGACCUCUGGCAGAAAGAGGUGCUAUACUGUAAUCUUCUCUGUCUGUCCUGAAAUCUGUCUGUCAAAUCUCUGUAUUUGUCUCGGUCUCUCAGCAUUUGUCUCAGUCUCUCACUGUGUGUCUGGUUCUGUCUGAGAAAUGAUGCAUGAUGUCUCUGUCUGCAUGUGUGUCUGUGUGUGCCCUUUCUGUGUGUCUGUGUGUGCCCUUUCUGUGUGUGCCCGUUCUGUGUGUCUGUGUGUGCCCGUUCUGUGUGUCUGUGUGUGCCCUUUCUGUGUGUCUGUGUGUGCCCUUUCUGUGUGUCUGUGUGUGCCCUUUCUGUGUGCCCGUUCUGUGUGUCUGUGUGUGCCCUUUCUGUGUGUCUGUGUGUGCCCUUUCUGUGUGCCCUUUCUGUGUGUCUGUGUGUGCCCUUUCUGUGUGUCUGUGUGUGCCCUUUCUGUGUGUCUGUGUGUGCCCUUUCUGUGUGUCUGUGUGUGUGCCCUUUCUGUGUGUCUGUGUGUGUGCCCUUUCUGUGUGUCUGUGUGUGUGCCCUUUCUGUGUGUCUGUGUGUGUGCCCUUUCUGUGUGUCUGUGUGUGUGCCCUUUCUGUGUGUGUGUGUCUGUGUGCCCUUUCUGUGUGUCUGUGUGCCCUUUCUGUGUGUCUGUGUGUCUGUGUUUUUAUGAAGUUGGACGUUCAUAAGACAAAUGAACAACUUUUAUAGGCUGAGUUUUAAAAAGGUUUGUCUCACAGAACAGCUUUGUAUGACUGUUCCCUCUGUCCUGUUUGGUUUGUGUUAUGUGGUAAAACGCACAGUAAACACCCACAGUGGUGUGACCAACAGAGUUAAACUAAAAGGGAUGACAUUAAGCUUCUGGUAUUAGCUACCAUUUUGUGGCUGAAUUUGAUGAUGGUGUUUAUGCGUAUAAUACUUUUUAAUUUUUUUUGCGUUGUGUAGUUCUACCUGGCAUAUCAUGUCAAACGACUUUAGUAGUAUUCAGCAUCUCAAUCCAAAUAUUAUUCUGAUCAAUAUUGUAUAGAACUAAUACGGUUGUACUGUAUAGCACUUUGGAAUAUCAUGGCUUUAUUUUGAUGUUUGAACAAUCAUUCUUAUCCAACAAGUCAAACACUAAGGAUAACAUAUAGGCAGGUAAUAAUGCCAAAUACUGUACACACUGUCUGUUACCAUUAGGAACCAGAUGCUUGUAACUGUGGUUUAGGGCUAUCAAGGAAUUAUUUGUUUUUCAAUUGUUGCCUAAUAAGGCAGUGAAACAUUGGUGAAAAUCUAUUGUUGCCACUUUUUUAAAAUUGUAUUUAUCACAUUUUUGUGUUCUAAAAUCAAUAGUUUUUUCUGUAUAUAUGCAAGAGGAAGAUUACUGUAAUGUUUUUUUUACCACCCAUACCAGAAAUAUAUGGCCAAAUGCAUCUAUAUACAUGGGUAUGCUGUAAAAUAUGACAGUUGGAUUCUAAAACAUUUAGAUUCUGAAUCAUGUCAAACCUGUGUACUACUACUGUUAAUAGGAUGUUAGUGAAGCAAUAAGGCUAUAGCCUUACACUUACAGCACUGGUUCAUUUGUGUUGUCGCGAUCUUAUAACAAGAUGUCAUCGUGUUGAUCAUUGCAAGCGGAUAUUGAUUUCGGCCUUACCUAAUUCUGUGUCUUCUGUGUGGUACUGUCUCCCGUUCAACCCUGGUUCUUUGUCUGAAAUGUAACUACACUGAACAAAAGUGUAAACGCAACAUUUUCAAAGAUUUUAGUUCAUAUAAGGAAAUCAGUCAAUUGAAAUGCAUUCAUUAGGCCCUACUCUAUGGAUUUCACAUGACUGGGAAUACAGAUGUGCGUCUGUUGGUCACAGAUACCUUAAAAAAAGGUAGGGGUGUGGAUCAGAAAAGCAGUCAGUAUCUGGUGUGACCACCAUUUGCCUCAGGCAGUGUGACACAUCUCCUUCACAUAGAGUUGAUCAGGCUGUUGAUUGUGGCAUGUUGUCCCACUCUGGAUAUUGGUAGGAACUGGAACAUGCUGUCAUACACAUCGAUCCAUAGCAUCCCAAAAAUGCUCAAUGGGUGACCUGUCUGAGUAUGCAGGUCAUGGAGAAACUGGGACAUUUUCAGUUUCCAGAAAUUGUGUACAGAUCUUUCUGACAGGGGCUGUGUAUUUUCAUGCUGAAACAUGAGGUGAUGGUGGCGGAUGAAUGGCACAACAAUGAGCCGCAGGAUCUCUGUGCAUUCAAAUUGCAAUCAAUAAAAUGCAAUUGUGUUCGUUGUCCAUAGCUUAUGCCUGCCCAUACCAUAACCCACCGCCACCAUGGGGCACUCUGUUCACAACGUUGACAUCAGAAAACCUCUCACCCACACAUCGGCCAUCUACCCGGUACAGUUGAAACAGUGAUUCAACCAUGAUUAGCACCAGUGGGAAUCGAGGGUGCGCCUUUGCCCACUGCAGUCUUUUACGACGCCCAAACUGCAGUCAGGUCAAGACUGAGGGCCACGAGCUGAUGAGCUUUCCUGAGACCAUUUAUGACCAUUUUGUUCAGAAAUUAUUUGGUUGUUCAGACCCGCAAUUUCUUCAGCUGUCCGGUUGGCUGGUCUCAGAUGGUUACGCAGGUGAAGAAGCCGGAUGUGGAGGUCCUGGGCUGGCGUGGUUACACCUGGUCUAACUGGAUGUGGAGGUCCUGGGCUGGCGUGGUUACACCUGGUCUAACCGGAUGUGGAGGUCCUGGGCUGGCGUGGUUACACCUGGUCUGUGCUUGUGAGGCUGGUUGACAAAUUCUCUAAAACGACGUUUAGGCUGCUUAUGGUAGAGAAAUGAACGUUCCAUUCUCUGACAACCGCCCUGGUGGACAUUCCAGCAGUCAGCAUGCCAAUUGCACGCUCCCUCAAAACUUGACUGCACAUUUCAGUGGACUUUUAUUGUCCCCAGCACAAGAUGCACCUUAGUAAUGAUCAUGCUGUUUAAUCAGCUUCUUGAUAUGCCACACCUGUCAGGUGGCUGGAUUAUUUUGGCAAAGGAGAAAUGCUCACUAACACAACAUUUGAGAGAGGGAAGCCUUUUAUGGGUUUGGAACAUUUCUGGGAUAUUUUAUUUCAGCUCAUGAAACAUGGGACCAACAUUUUAUAUGUUGUGUCUUAUAUUUUUGUUCAGUGUACUAAGACAUCUGCCCCCCCCCCCCACACACACAGACACGUGCACUGUCAAGUCUGUCAUCUGUACACCAUACAUACAUUUUGCACAUUUGUGUACACACUUGUCAUGCAUAUUUUUAUACAUGUGUAGCACAUCCAUUAUCUAUUUUGUAAAUAAUAUGAAAACAUAUAUGUACUGAAUGCCUUUUGUGUCAAUAAAAUGUGGUGCAUUGUGAAA